AUGGACAACGUUCACUGUGCUGUUGGUGGGUUCGAAACUCGACAAGUUUUUGGUCGCGGAGUGCCUGAGAGGCGUUGGGUGUCUUGUCGCUGUGCCGCGCAUCUUGACGACGCAAACGGGUCGUCAGCCAAGCUUGCUUCUAACGGACCUCACAUAAAUUUGGAAUCGUCCAAGGAGUCUGUAGACAUCGUUGUUGUUAACGACGAGGAGGAGGAGUGCGACAGUGAAUGUGAAAUAGUCAGUGUCAGUUCAGACAUAGACGAACAGGAAAUGAAGUGGCGAAAUGUCACCAGAAUGAACACACUCAUAUCCGCAGGCUACAAUAAUCCACGCCUUUUGUUAACUCGCAUUUUCGGAAUCAAUCCGAAUAUCCUUCCCUCCGAUAAUGGUAGCAUGUGGAGCAUUCUCUUUUCACUACUGUCGGAAACGAACAAUCGAAAAAGACUGAAGCAGUACUCUACGAUAGAAUCGGUCGUCCAACUCCUCAGAGAGAGUUCUCACAUUCUCGUUCUCACCGGUGCUGGCAUCUCAGUGUCCUGUGGGAUACCUGAUUUCAGAUCGCGAGAUGGUGUUUACGCCCGUCUGGCACGUGAUUUCCCAGAUCUGCACAGUCCUCAAGAUAUGUUUGACCUGCAAUAUUUCUUGCGCAAUCCAAACCCUUUUUUCAAUUUCGCAAAGGAACUUUUUCCUGGUCAGUUCAAGCCCUCCUACGCACAUCGCUUUAUCCGGCUGCUAGAAAGAAAGUCUAAGCUUUUGCGAAAUUACACACAAAACAUCGAUACAUUGGAGCAGGUUGCUGGAAUUAAGAAAGUUAUACAGUGUCAUGGCUCGUUUGCCACUGCGAGUUGUGUGAGCUGCGGUUACAAGGUCCGUGGCGAAGAGAUUCGUGAGGCAAUAAUGGCUCAACGCAUUCCCCACUGCCCACACUGCCGUCCCGACCUUGGUCUUAAGGGUGCGCCCCCUGUGACCGGUGUUGGCGCCUCCACUGUCACCGCCACCACUCCCGACACAUCGCCCUCGUCUUCGUCAUCCGUCCAUGGCGUGAUGAAGCCAGACAUUGUAUUCUUCGGUGAGGGCCUGCCUGCAGAGUUUCACGAAUCUCUGCAUCAGGACUUGCGUGAAGUCGAUCUCGUUUUGGUUAUGGGAUCCUCCCUCAAAGUCAGACCGGUAUCGCAUAUACCAGACUCUGUUCCUAGUAAGGUGCCCCAAAUUCUGAUCAAUCGUGAGUCUCUAUCGAACCACAACUUCGAUACUGAACUUCUUGGCGACUGCGAUGUGAUCCUCGAGCACCUUUGCCGACAGCUAGAGUGGAGUGUUGAUGAGGACUCCAAUGGUGCACCCUCGGUGGUCCAAGCUACCGCUUCCCUUACCAAAGUGAAUGUAAGCAUUCCUCUCUCCGCCGCUGUGGCUGCGCUGUCUUCCGAAGUCAACGUUUCAACGACCCAUCUGAAGGGUAGUGGUGAUGAGAAAUUGACCAAGUCAAGGCGUCCAGGAUUUUCACCUAAUUCCGUGACAGGUAUCUCUGUAGCCGUUGAGUCUGGUGCAGAUAAGUCCACAGCACAAGAAGCCAAAGGGUCUCCGUCUACAAGAGAAUCACGGUCUUCGGAAAUGGAGUCGAAAAAUGUCACAUUAGACGGGGCCAACAAUUUCCCGGUCGAUGUCGCAGGUGACAACAAACCAACUUUGGACGGAACCUCAGAGCGCCCCAUUGAUGUAGACGACUUCGAUUCUUAUAGCGAUUUAGAUUCGGAAUCAAGUUCUUCGUCCUCCGAGGAUGGCAAAGUUGCCUUCAAUUUAUCAGAAUAUUUGCCUGGGAACAGUUUUACCACUCUUCCACCAAACAUGUACAUUUUCAAGGGUGCGGAGUUUUCAUUGUCUCUCGAAGCAGCUUCUAAAUGUUUGCAAGAGCAGUUACAACAGAGCAGCAGAAAUCCUCCUGUGGCUGCGGCGGAAUCCAUAUCAUCACAAUCUUCCAGUGAAGACGAUAGAUUUAUGCAGCAAUUGUUACGCCGUUGCGAGCUUGACUCUGAGCUACAACGGCACCGUGCAGACGUGGUGAAUGGAGUGGCGACGGAGACAGAGACGAAGGAGGUGGAGGUAAUUGAUUGCGACUCCCCUCCAAAUGAGUGGAUCUCGGAGAAGAACAAAUCAUCAACGUCAUCCCUUGGGGUAGAAAAUGCGAAUUGCAAUGGAAGAGAAAAAAAAAAGACGCCUCCGUUCACGAACAGUAAUCCACCUGAUUCCAAACGGAGGCGUUGCAGUGACGAGGAAGAUGAUGAUGGUGUUAUAGAAACACCUUCGGCAGAUAAACCCGUUGAUGCCUAA
Molecule: messenger RNA, 2325 nt
Organism: Echinococcus granulosus
Lineage: Eukaryota; Metazoa; Platyhelminthes; Cestoda; Cyclophyllidea; Taeniidae
Product: NAD-dependent deacetylase sirtuin-1
Exons: 7
Coding region: 1-2325 (774 amino acids)
Molecular function (GO): NAD+ binding
Source: RefSeq, a predicted model, not a curated record